AUGAUUCACGGUGUGCAGGUGUCUUCGCCCUGUUUUUAUUCGAGCCGCUCACCGAGUACAUCUCAACUUUGCCACUUUUCGGCCCCCUAUUUUUCUGGCGAGGGACAAAACGAGGCAGAAGUUGAAGGUCGUAUGGGAAGAUUGUCUGCAAUUCCAUUCCACUGCAUUGAUCCAUCCAGCCAUGAACAUCCAGCGUGUAAACAAACCACGUCGUGGUGGUUAUGGUUGUAG
Macrosiphum euphorbiae (potato aphid) is the source of this 231-nucleotide messenger RNA. The record is from the annotation of a GenBank genome assembly. NCBI's taxonomy places the organism in Eukaryota, Metazoa, Arthropoda, Insecta, Hemiptera, Aphididae.